CAUCGACGCGGUGGAGGAAUCCGUAGUAGCAAUAGUUCGAACUAUCUGCCGAUUCACCAACCUGCCACGGCCUCCGUGAUACCGAUCUGUCACCACUCUCUUACAACUAGAGUGAUACCAACUUCGUCGAGGCCCUUUAGUAUUUGCAACUUCAAUUGUUCCGUUCCUAUGGUUUCUGUAGCAUCUUCUAUCCCAACUCAGCAAAAUCAGAGACCAACAUCAAGACUGGAUAAGGAUGUGGACCGCGGUAGCACGCCCCGAACGCCACCUAAUACCUCCUCAAUCUCCACACAAACACCUGCAUUUAUUCCACCAACAUCAGUGGUGACGGCAGUGUCCGCGAAAAAUAUGACCGGACGAGUCUAUUCCGCAUUGAAUUAUCCAUAUGAUCUUUCUUUCCAAAUAUGGCAAUUUUUUGUCGAGAAUCGACAGUCUCCUGCCACUUAUGGGAAGAAAGUGCAUUUCAGAAAUGCUCUCCGCUUAAUAAUUUCAUCGGUCUUUCAAAAUUCGAAACUCUUCAUUGUUGGUUCUUCUAUCAACGGCUUUGGGUGGGAUCAAAGCGACACCGACUUAUGCCUUGUCGUUACAUCACAGGAGUUGCAGAACAAGCGUGAUGCCUCCGCGGUGCUGUACCAACUCAUGACGCCUUUGCGCAAAUGCAGUUUUAUCAGGAACUGUAAUCUGAUUCGUGCAAAAGUGCCAAUUCUUAAGUUUCGUGACCAGUUGUUGGAUAUUGAGUGUGAUUUAAAUGUCAACAAUGUAGUGGGAAUAUACAACACACAUCUCCUCGCUAUGUAUGCUAAAGUCGACUCUCGGUUGCGCCCACUUGGCGUGUUUGUGAAGCACUGGGCCCAGAAGAUGGACGUUCAUGAUGGCAGUCGUGGUCGACUCUCCACAUACCCCCUAAUAUUAAUGCUAAUUCAAUUCUUGCAGUGUGGAUGCUCGCCUCCCGUUCUACCAAAUUUGCAAGCUCGUUUCCCUAAGAUAUUCGACUAUGAGCGUCCGGUGAAGGAAUUAGACAUGCGUUUACAGCUGCCCUGGAACGAGAUGCACAGUGCCAAUACAUCCACACUGAGCGAGCUCUUCGCUGGUUUUAUUGCUUACUACGCAACCUUUGACUUUACUCGAUGGGCCAUCUCAGUUCGGUGUGGUCAACCAUUGCCAAUCGAUGUGGCGAUCCGGUGUCUUCCACCCCACGAACAAGCGCAUACGGCAGCCUCAUUUAAAAUUUUUGUUGAGGGAGGGUUGUUGGUUAUUAACGAAACACCUCGACGUCGAAAUGUUGGUGGAGGCGGCGGAGAGCCCUUCUGUAAAGCAAAUGCUGCGCGCUCUCUCUAUGAUGAGACAGUUUUGGGACAAAUUCAACAAGCUUUCAAUCGUACUGAUGGAGUCCUACGAGCGCAGAAGCCCCUGGAGUCUCUUUGGAAACCCUCUUCAUCGUCAUCGACCACUUCGUCAACGUAG
Messenger RNA from Hydatigera taeniaeformis, 1464 nucleotides. NCBI's taxonomy places the organism in Eukaryota, Metazoa, Platyhelminthes, Cestoda, Cyclophyllidea, Taeniidae. The record is from the annotation of a GenBank genome assembly.